GUUUUGGCGCGAACACCGCUCGCCGCCACAGAUAAUUUAUACAACAAAGUUACGCGACAGUUAAAACUCUAUUAUAAUAUUUUAGUGAAAAGGGAAAGUUUGGUGACUUUGUGACCUGUGUAAUCGGUAUAUUUGAGUGUUGCGGCGUGAAAAUCUAAUUUUAAUACAAUUUUUACAGAUGGAUUCGAGAUGUACCACAAGGUGAGGCGAAAAAUGUACUACAUUUUGGGAGCCAUUUUAUUUUUAAUUGGAUUGUCAUACGCUCUGCCGAUAGCUUUAGACAUACCUGAGUCUUCGAAAAAUGAUAUUGAUAAUGAUAUCAUUGAUUUCGAUGAAGAAUAUUCAAUGAAAUAUAAUAAACAAUAUGGUAUUUUGCCAUGGAAUUCUGCUGAGUUUAAUAAAGAGUCGUAUAGAUAUAUCAUAGACAAUGCGACGCAAGAUGAAGACGAAAAAAAUAUAACGAAAUACAUAACAACAACAGGAAAGGAUGAAUUAAAUGUUAUACCAAUAGAACUAAUUAGUACUACUGAAAGUUCAAGAGACGAAACAACAACGGAAGACUUGACCGUAAUACCUCUAUCAUCUACUGAAAAAACUAGUGUUUUCUUUAAUGAAACGGAAAUUAUAGUUGUAUCAACUGAAAAGUCCGAAGAUUUCAAUUCCACAACAGACUUUUAUGAAUUGACUACAAGUGAUAGGCCAGUUAUAAAUGAUAGUUUAAGUUUAAAUAAUAAUCCUGUAGAAUUAACUACCGAAUUUACACCGACCAAUUUUACUACAGAAUUUAUUAAAUCAGUAAUAAUAACGACAAAUACCACAGCUACAAAUGCAGCAGAAUCAACAGUAGAAUCCAACACUACACACACAAAUUUCACUGAAACAAGUAAUGCAACAAUCACUGAUAGAGAUAUCGAAAGUGCAGAAAUACCGGAUGUUCCCCUGUUCACAGAAUUAGAUACCGAAGAACAGGAAGUUCCAGAAGAUUACUAUGACAAUAAAGAUAUUGUGCCAACUCCAACGCCGAAGACUGACGCACUUUCAGUAAUCUUUGGCUUUGCUGGUAGCGUUGUUGAAGGAGUUGUUGACAGUGUGGCGGAAAGAAUUUUCCCCAAGACUUUAUAUGAUCUGUUAAAGCGAAUGCAGAAGCAGAAUGAAGCGCUAGAAGCAGAAAGAUUGAGAAGUAGAGAGGAGAAUGGUGGAAUUGGUCAAUUUACACGGGGCGUCAUUAAAUCCAUAUCAAAUGGUCUCAGUAGACCGUUAAGUCAGUUGAUGGCAGGUGCCAGAGAUAUAGGGUCUUUGGAUAGUGACCGUGGCUUUAUCAGUAGUCUUGCAUCCGGUGUAACCAGCGUGGCAGAUGCUGCUAAUUCUAUGCUUGAUACGUUCAAGGAUCGAGUUCAAGCAAUUUAUCCAGGGACUCUUUGGUGCGGAGACGGCCAUUCUGCCCAGGCCAGGUCCAGUGAUCUGGGACUGUUCUUCUUCACGGAUACCUGCUGUAGACAGCAUGAUUCCUGUAAGCUAUACAUUCCAUCGGGGGAGACCAAAUUUGGAUUAACUAAUACUGGUCUAUUUACAAGAUCGCACUGCAGUUGCGACGCCAAAUUCCGGGAAUGCUUAAAAAAGACCAACUCGCUGGUUUCUUCCCAGAUUGGACUAACUUAUUUCAACGUGCUUGGACCACAAUGCUUCCGACGAGCUCAUCCCAUCGUUAAAUGUGUGAGAAGAACCAGAUUGACCGGUCAAAAGUGUGAAGAAUAUGAGUUGGACUACACCAAACCCAAAAUGUGGCAGUGGUUUGACAACGAGAGCUAUUAAAAGAUACGUGAAAAGUGAAGAUAAAUACAUAAUAAUUGCCAUUGAUAUAACCUAAAAGUCAGACGUUUUUAUACGAGCCAUGUUAUAUAAUGCUGAUUUCAAGGAACCAAUUUUAAAUACCAGCACAGCGGUUGCUUCGCUUGCAAUCUUUAAUAUCUAUGAAACAUUGUAUUCGGGUACAGUACAGCUAUAUUGCACAACCUUCAUAAAAGACAAUUUAAAAAGUUAAUUAAGCUUGACAGCUCUAUAGUCUAUGGUCCAAGCAAUAAUGAAUUUGGUUCUUAAUUUAAAUUCUCAUAAACGAUAAUAAUUGCAGGAUGUAAAAAACAUCCGUAUUUGGUAAUGCGAUUACCAAUGUAAUAAUCUUUACAACCGGAUACCGUAUUUUACACUAUUAGAUGUUAAAGUUCGUGUUGCUGCUAUAUUGCCCUUAAAAAGAAAACAAAAUCACUACAACCUUUUUAGGUCUGGGAUCUCAUAUUUCUGUAUCUGUUUCAUGAUCAUUUUUAUGUCUAAUAGGCAAGUAGCCAUCUGUGCCGGACAUAAGCCGUCGACUUUUUGAGUGUAAGGCAAUCCCUUCACCGGUCGAGCGUGACCGGUAAAGUUCAAUAAAACCGAUUAAAAAAAAUCCCUUAAUCUGUUGAUAAAUAUAAUAGGGUAUCAAAUUUCAGAGAUUUUUGUAAUAUAUCCUAUUUUUACAAUUUAUAUAGUUUUCACGUAAGCUAUAAUGAAUUCAGAAUGAAAGGAUAUAUGUAUAGAAUGGGUCAUAUUGAGGGAGACCCAUAUGUGUGUACAUUGAUAGUUUUCAUUAAUUUAGUCGUUCUCUUAUACUGAUUCAUGUACAAAGUGUAAUUUU
Messenger RNA from Pieris rapae (cabbage white), 2668 nucleotides. RefSeq lists its product as uncharacterized. The record is from RefSeq and is a predicted model, not a curated record. The transcript is spliced from 6 exons. Gene Ontology annotation, biological process: arachidonate secretion; phospholipid metabolic process. Bases 190 to 1812 code for a protein of 540 amino acids. Lineage: Eukaryota; Metazoa; Arthropoda; Insecta; Lepidoptera; Pieridae.